UCGCUCUCAGCAGCCAUGUCCUUCUCCAGAUCUAGCAUGUCCUACAGCAACAGUGGCGGUGGAGGCGGAGGUGGCACCAUGUCCAUGAGGUCUGGAGGUGGAGGUGGAAUGGGAAUGGGCUCCUCCCGCUUCUCCUCGAUGGGUGGUGGUGCUGGAGGAGGCCGUGUCACUGCCAUGAGGGCCGGCAGUGUGUAUGGAGGUGCAGGAGGCUCUGGGGUGCGCAUCUCUAGCUCCUCAUUCGGUUCCGGGGGUGGCGGCGGCGGUUGCGGUUAUGGUUUCGGCAUGGGAGGGGUUGGUGGCGGCAUGGGAGGGGUUGGCGGCGGCGGUGGCAGUUAUGGUUUCGGCAUGGGUGGGGGUGGUGGUGGCGGGGGUGGAGCCGACAUUAAUGUAUCGGCCAAUGAGAAGGCCACAAUGCAGAACCUGAACGACCGCCUGUCCACCUACUUGGAGAAGGUGCGCUUGUUGGAGGCGGCCAACGGCGAGCUGGAGCUGAAGAUCCGUCAGUUCCUUGAGAUCAAGACGUCCCCCAGCGCUCGCGACUACUCUGGCUUCUACGCUACUAUCGCCGACCUUCAGGACAAGAUCCAGGCUGCCACCUGCUUGAACGGAAGCAUCUAUCUGAACAUUGACAAUGCAAAGCUCGCUGCAGACGACUUCAGAAACAAGUAUGAGAAUGAGCUGGCCAUGCGUCAGUCAGUGGAGGCAGACAUUGCCGGGAUGAAGAGGAUGCUGGAUGAGAUGGCCAUGGCCAGAUCUGACCUGGAGAUGCAGAUCGAGGGACUGAAGGAGGAGCUCAUCUAUCUCAAGAAGAACCACGAGGAGGAGCUGCUGGCCAUGAGGACUCAGAUGACUGGACAGAUCAACGUGGAGGUGGACGCAGCACCACAGGAGGACCUGUCCAGAGUCAUGGCUGAGAUUCGUGAGCAGUACGAGGCCGGUAGUGCCAAGAACCAGCGCGACCUGGAGGCCUGGUUCCAGACCAAGACAGAAACGUUGAACCAGGAGGUGGCGUCCAGCACAGAGGUUCUCCAGACCUCCAAGUCAGAGAUUUCGGACAUCCGUCGUACACUGCAGGGCCUGGAAGCCGAACUGCAGUCACAGCUCACCAAGGACCACAGCAUGAAAGGCUCCCUGGAGAACACGCUGGCGGAGAUGGAGGGCCGUUACUCCAUGCAGCUGGGUCGCCUCCAGAACCAAGUGACCAGUCUGGAGGAGCAGCUAGUCUCUCUCCGCAGCGACAUGGAACGCCAGGGCCAGGAGUACAAGAUGCUGCUGGACAUCAAGACACGCCUGGAGAUGGAGAUUGCUGAGUACAGGAGGCUGCUGGACGGAGAGGCUAGCGGCCUCGGCCUCAGCUCCUCGAAAUCUGGCCACAGCUCCUCCAGCUCCCACAUCAGCUCUUCUAGCUCCGGCCUCAACUCCGGCCUCAGCUCCUCAGGCUCCGUCCUCAGCUCCUCCACCAAAGGCAAUGUGGUGAUCACCGAAGCGGAAAUAGUGGACGGCAAGGUUGUCUCCUCAAGUGAAACCAAACACGCUUCUUAA
Messenger RNA from Oncorhynchus kisutch (coho salmon), 1542 nucleotides. Its product is annotated as keratin, type I cytoskeletal 13-like. The transcript has 9 exons. Gene Ontology annotation, molecular function: structural molecule activity. The record is from RefSeq and is a predicted model, not a curated record. Gene Ontology annotation, cellular component: cytoskeleton. The coding region runs from base 16 to 1542 and encodes 508 amino acids. Lineage: Eukaryota; Metazoa; Chordata; Actinopteri; Salmoniformes; Salmonidae.